UCAGACGUGUAUCUAAACGGGAAGUUCAUCCCUAAACAGACGCUUGAUCAACAGUGGUAUGAGGGGUCGCUCGAUCGCGCUUUGUUACAGUGUGAUAAUACACUAAUGAAUUCAAAAGAGGAUGUCAUCCGACUUAACGUUCGACUUCGAAAAUCAUCGGCAAUACCCUGUGAUGGAUAGUAUGGCAGGCAUCAUCUCCAUCGAUCAGGAGGGAGAGUGGGACUUAAGCCUGUUCGAUGAGCUGGAGAAACUAGGCGAUGAGGCGAUGGAUGCAGAUGAGCUGCUUGAGGCUCUUGAUAAUGCUGGAUAUGCCAACGGUGUUCCAGAUCUGGACUUUGACAUCAACAUUCCUCCAUGGAGUGAAAUGGAUACAUGCAGCAUUUCCACAGAUGGUGAGGUGAGUGUGGACUCUCUGUCACCUGCCCACACUCUGAGCUCGGUGCCCUCUCCUGCCUCAGUGGAAGCUUUGUCUCCGUGUUCCUUCCAAGAUGAGGCCCUGUCUCCACAAUUGCAGCCGUCUCCUCUUUCAGUCUGCUCAGAGUCCAGUGGCUUUUCUGAAAUCUCUUCCCCACCUAGAAAAGCUGCAAAGAGGACCAAUCAGGUUGUACGAGCCAAGCCAGUUCAGCCGGUCAAGAAACCGAUUCAGAUUGGCCCAAAGGUUUCCAUCCAGCCCAAACCACUGAUUACAGCUGUGCCAUUGGCUCAAGCAGCAGCUCCCAUGCAGGCCAAGACAAUCAUCAUCCAGCCCCUGCAGACCACUGUGCUCCCUGUGGUAAAACCAGCUCCAGUCAACAUCAAACCAGCACCCCCUGCAGGUCACCCUCUUUUGCUGUCUCAGCCAAGCCAGCUACUGCAGAUCCAAACACCACAGGCCAUCUCUGGGAGUGUGGUCACUAUGCCAGCACUCAGCCAGGACUGGUCUGUACCCGUCGCUGCUCCACCAGUGGUUUCAGGCACACUUUUGACCCCAUCCUCAGAGGAUGAUUCCAAGUUGUCCCAGAGACAGCAGCGCAUGAUAAAAAACCGCGAGUCAGCGUCCCUGUCUCGGAAAAAGAAGAAAGAGUAUUUGCUCUCGCUGGAAGCUCGCCUGAAGGUGGCGUUGUCUGAGAACGAGGUGCUCAAGAGCGAGAACGGCAACCUAAAGAAACAGCUGGAGGGCCUUCUGAGCGAGAAUACAGUGCUGAAAACAACAGCACCCAAAAGGAGAGCGGUGUGCCUCAUGGUGGUCGUGGUGUUCCUCGUUCUUAAUGUUGGACCAAUGAGUCUGUUUCAGGGUGGCCCAGGCUCUUCGAUCGAAGUUGCUUCCAUGCAGCACAGUGGCAGACACCUGUUGGGUUUCUCACCAGAGGCGGAAAUUGAACGCCUUAUGGGUCCUGACGCUCUUGGCAGCAGGCCGUCUGAGAUGGGCGACAGAUCUGAAGAUAAAGCCCUGAUGGUGGUAAAGGAUCCCAUCUUUCUCAGACCAUCUCCGCCCUGCCAGCCUUCUGUCAACAGGACCAAGUGCAUUGAGUUGGCCCAUGAGUUGAGGGGUUGGGUCCACCGUCACGAAGUUCAGCAGACCAAAUCGAGACGAGAGAAUAACAGCAACCACAAACCCACCAGGACGAUUCUGAAAACAGGAAAUAAGGAGGAUGAAGGUAGCCAGAUUGUGACGGUUCAAUACACAGAAACUACUGCGGAAAAGAAUCCUGGCAGUGAGCUGCAGGUGUACUACGCCCCUCGUCACACGUACACCGACUUCUUUGAUGAGCUGAACCGCCGCGGCGACACCUUCUAUGUCGUGUCUUUCCGUAGGGAUCAUCUCCUACUUCCUGCCACCAGCCACAAUAAAGGAAGUCCACCCAAGAUGUCUGUCGUGUUGCCAGCCAUGAACAUAAAUGACAGCAUUAUAAGGGACAAAGACUUUGAGGUGAUGAUGCAGAUUGACUGUGUAGUAACAGACACCAGGAUCCUCCACAUCAGAUCUUCCAGCAUCCCGCCUCUGCUCCGGGUGAACCGCUCUGACACGUUUUACCAGAACUCCCCAGCAGAGAACAAGGCUGCGCCUCCUGUCGGCGUGCUAAUGGGGUCUGCGUAAGAUCAUCAGCAACUCCUGCGUUCUUUACACCUCCUCAUUAAAACUCAUAAACGGAAGCACAAGAUAACACCUCAGUUCAUAAUUUUUCUCAUUUUUAUUUGUAUGAAUGUGCUCUGCAGAAAACUAGUCAUUGGAGGUUACAGAGGAAGCUCAAUUUGUCCUCACCGUUCAGCCCCUUUCUGGCUGAUUUCUGGAGCUGGACUGUAAUAGGGUCCAAGCAGCAGCAGACUAGCUCCUUGUGUGGCAACACUGACUUACCCGUGUAACCCCAGAUGCUUUAUGUAAGGGUAAUUGUUUAGCGGCAGGGGGCAGAGCAUUGAACCUUGAGUUACCCCAUCAUAACACAAAUACUUUUACCCCUUACAGCUUACUUUCAGUCGGCUCUUUUUUUCUGCACAAGCUCCAAAGCUCUGUGUGUGUGUGUGUGUGUGUGUGUGUGUGUGUGUGUGUGUGUGUGUGUGUGUGUGUGUGUGUGUGUGUGUUUAAAAAACAUUAAAUACAUUUUAAAAAUGCAUUUUUAUUUAAAAUGACCUGUUUGUAUGUAUCUGAUUGCUACAAAAUGGAGUGCUAUAAUAAUUUCUUUCUGUCUCUGAAUAAAGCAAAUCUGAUCAGUGAUGUAGUCAGACAUGGCAGAUGAGUUAUCUGCAGCAACAGAGGCACAAACUCAGGAAGUUAAGUGAUCUUUGAACCCUAUCUGGCUAAUUGCUGUGUUAUCUGCUGGUUUCUAUUGCUGUUGAUGAAGAUUUUCACUAGUUAAUUUUUUCGGGUUUUCGCUGUGUUUCUAUAUUCAUGGACAGGUUUGGAUACUGUACAUAUUUAUUGGUGUUAUUAUGUAACAGCACACAUCUGUGGUUUAAUCCAAUUCCCUCAUUAAGUAGUCAAGUUUUUUUUUCUUUAGCUUUAGUUAAUUUUUAUUUUGGUGAUUUUUUUUUUAAAAUACUUUUUUUGUUAUUCCUGUUGACUCCAAAAAAACAUGUUUUAUAUAUGAAAUAAUAAAUGGCAGAGAGAAAAUCUAUUUAUGCAUAAAAACGAGGUUCUAUUCAGUUCACUGUGUGGACAUCUUGAAAUUUUAUCCCAGAGCAUAAAAAAGCUUCAUCGUAUCUUACAGAAGCUCGUUUUUGCCACUGAAUUAAAAAACAUUCAACAACUUUCAGUUUUCUGUAUCAAAAUUUCAACUUACUAACUCGAACUUAUGAGACGAUAAAUCCUAAUUGAUAUAAUGGCAAAAAAUGCCUUUUUCAGUCGCAUAAACACUUAAUAGUUACACUAAAAGGUCUGAUGUUUAAUCACUGGUUUCAAAAAACAAGCUGUGAGUACUUCUCCGUCCACACAGCUCCUGCUUUUAUUUACUGUGUUUGAGAACAGUAGCAUUUUUGUGCAGAAUUAUGAUGGUCUAUGAUCUGCUUUGCUAAUUUGAGGGUAAAAUUUGCACUAUUAAUGCAGAACAUUGGAUGCACUGUUCUGGCUUUUAAUUUCUUAUAUUUGUUUUUUUGUCAAGCUAUGAAUAGAGACAGAUCUUAUAUAAUAAAUCACAUAUAAUAAAUAGAUAAAAAUAUGUGAUCAGAAUUAGUAACCCGUUUUGUAUUCCUGUACAUAGCGAUAAAGCGAAGUCCUCUCUGUAUCGCUGUGCAUUUCUUUUUGUUGCAGGAUUGUGCUGUGCUUCUUUUCUUUCUUUCUUUGCCAACAAAGGCCUUUUCUUUGUCAGUAAAUUCCUUUCUGCUUACAGAAAUACAUUUGGGUCACCACAGUGUUUUCGCUGCAUCCCUGCUGUAUAUGGGGGCGAAGGAAAAAGUACAAUAAAAAAAACUUGUUUUAUUUUUUUGUUUAUGUAUGUGCAGAAACCAAAAUAAACA
This is a messenger RNA of Pelmatolapia mariae (spotted tilapia), 3930 nucleotides long. RefSeq names its product activating transcription factor 6 (gene atf6). NCBI's taxonomy places the organism in Eukaryota, Metazoa, Chordata, Actinopteri, Cichliformes, Cichlidae. Gene Ontology annotation, biological process: endoplasmic reticulum unfolded protein response; regulation of transcription by RNA polymerase II. The record is from RefSeq and is a predicted model, not a curated record. The transcript is spliced from 16 exons. Gene Ontology annotation, molecular function: DNA-binding transcription factor activity, RNA polymerase II-specific; RNA polymerase II cis-regulatory region sequence-specific DNA binding. Gene Ontology annotation, cellular component: nucleus. The coding region runs from base 122 to 2077 and encodes 651 amino acids.